AUGGCCACUCAACAGCAGUUGCUGAGCGCGCUGCAAGCGCUGUACCACGGCGACCCCGCUGUCAAGGAUCAGGCCAACAAGUGGCUGGAGGCGUUCCAGCAGUCGGCCGAGGCCUGGCAGGUGUCCAACGACAUUCUGCACGCGCCGGGGGCGGGCAUGGAGGCCCACUACUUUGCGGCGCAGACGCUGCGCACCAAGGUGCAGCGGGACUUUGAGGAGCUGCCGGCGGGGGCGGCGGGUGCGCUGCGCGACUCGCUGGUGGCCCUCCUGGUGCAGCACUGCAGCGGCAGCGCCGCCGUGCGCACGCAGCUGUGCCUGGCGGUCGCGGCGCUGGCGGCGCACCUGCCCGCCGUGCAGUGGGGACCCUCUGGCGUGGUGGGCUGGCUGGCGCAGCGGCUGGGCGGCGAGCCGCAGACUGUGUCGCUGCCCUGCAUGCUGGAGCUGCUCACCGUGCUGCCACAGGAGGCCAGCAGCUACCAGCCCGCGGUGCGCCCGGAGCGGCGGCGGGCGGUGAUCGACGAGAUGAUGGCGUAUGCGCCUCAGGCGCUGCAGAUACUGUCUGGCUGCCUGUCGGCGCCGCUGCCGCGCGCGCAGGAGCAGGUGCUGGACGCCUUCACCUCCUGGCUGAAGCUGACGGGGGGCGUGGGCCUCACCGGACCCAUGCUCAUGCAGAGCCCGCUGGUCAGGGCGGCGCUGGAGGGCCUGCGCUCCGCCGACACCUUCUUCUCCGCCGUGGAUGCUGUGGUGGAGCUCAUCUACUGCACCAGCCAGCGGGGGCGCCCCAAGGACGACAUGGCGCCACUGGUGCAGCUCAUUGUGCCAGAGGUCAUGGCGCUCAAGCCCAGGUUCCACGUGUGCCUGCAGCAGGCGCUGGCUGAGCGCAACGGCACCAGCGGGGUGCCCGAGGGCGAGCACGACGACAGCGAGGAGGAUGCCAAGGGCAUGGCCCGCCUGUUUGCCGAGGUCGGGGAGGCCUACACGGGGCUCAUCGCAGAGGGGGGCCCGCAGGUGAGCGCCCCCGUGGAGGCGCUGCUGGAUGUGGCCAGCCACCCCGACGACUCCAUCUGCUCCAUGUCCUUCAACUUCUGGCACCGUCUCUCGCGCGCCCUCACCAUCGGCCUGCACCCCGAGCCGCUGGAGUCCGAGGAAGGCCCCGUGUCGGAUGAGGAGCGGCAGCGGCGCGUGGCGCUCUUCACCCCCACCCUGGAGCGCCUGGUGGCGCUCAUCCGCGGCCGCGUGCGCUUCCACGAAAACUUCGACUCCUGGCACCGAGACGAGCGCUCAGACUUCAAGCGCGCCAGGGUGGCCGUGGGCGACACGCUGAUAGACUGCGCCAGCGUGCUGGGCGGCGGCCGCAUGCUGCAGCUGCUGGUGGAGCCGCUGCUGGAGCUGAGCAAGCAGGUCACCAGCGGCGGCCAGUUUGACUGGCGCACCGCGGAGGCGGCGCUGUACUGCAUCAGGGCGGUGCACCGCUGCGCGCCGCUGCCCGGCGACGGUCUCAUGAUGUCGCUGUUUGGCAGCCUGCCCAUGCUGCCGGCGGUGGCGCAGCUGCAGUACACCGUGGCCCUGGCUGUGGGCGCGUAUGCCGACUGGCUGGCAGACACGGCGCGGCGCAGCGAGGAGGGGCGCACGCUGCUGUCGCAGCUCCUCACCAUGCUGACCCGCUUCCUGAGCGAGCCAGAGGCCUCCUCCGCCUCCGCCCUGUCCAUCCGCCGCCUGUGCGACGGCUGCGCGCCGCUGCUUGCGGGGGGCGGCUCCAUGGAUGCGCUGAUGGGGCUGUACCGCCAGGUCCAGGCCAGCGGCGAUGUGGCGCAGAACAGGACGGAGCUGGACCUGGAUGAGGACGACGUGCAGCAGCUGAUAGAGGGCGUGACGCUGGUGGCCUCUGCGCUGCCCGACGGCCAGCGGCAGCAGUGUGUGCAGCAGAUGCUGGACAUUGUGGUGCAGCCGAUGCAGGGCAUCCUGCAGGCGGCAGCCGCAGAGCCAGGCGGCUCGGGGCCCGGCACGCCCACGGCCGCUGGCGGCGGCGCAGCCCCCACGCCGCCGGCUGCCACGCCCGGCUCCCAGCUGGCGCUGGUGCUGCCGCUGAUGGAGCGCGUGACCACCGUGUUCAGGGCUGUCAAGGACCCUGCUGACGUGGCAGAGGCGCUGGUGCGGCUGUGGCCCUGGAUCGAGGCCGCCCUAGACCGCUUUGCCGGCGACGCUCCCGCCAUUGAGCGCAUCUGCCGCGCGCCACGCUAUGCGGUGCGCAGCGCGGGCAAGGCCGCCGCCCCCGCCGUGCCGCUGCUGGUGGCCAGCCUGCCGCAGCGCUUUGAGUCCAGCCGCCAGCCCUGCUUCCUGUACGUGGCCAGCGAGCUGAUCAAGACCUUUGGGGAUGAGCCGGCCCGCGACCUGGAGCUGGGCGGCAUGUUCAGCCGCAUGCUGGGUGCGGCCUGCUCCAUGCUGCACAGCCUGCACGACAUCAGCGAGCGCCCCGACGUCGCCGACGACACCUUUUUGCUGGCGGGGCGCGCGCUGAGCUACGCGCCGCGCCUGCUGCUCACGCCGCAGCUGCUGGCCGCGCUGCUGGACAGCGCCCUGGCGGGGCUGCUGGUGCAGCACCGCGAGGCCUGCUGCUCCAUCCUGGCCUUUGUCGUGCGCCUGCUGGACCCGGCCACCCACCGCGCCUGCGCGCCCGAGGCGGUGGCGCACCUGCAGGGGGCGCUGGUGCCGCGUGCGCCGCUGCUGGUGCGCCUGGUGCUGGCGGGGGUGACGGGGGCGCUGCCCACCAACCGGCUGGCGGAGCUCGCCGACGUGCUGUAUGCGCUGCUCAAGGUGACCAACCAGAACGGGCUGCAGUGGGUGGGCGAGGCGCUGGCUGCCAUCCCCGACGACGCGGCCACCUCGGGCGACAAGCAGCGCUUCAUGGGCGCCUGCCAGAAGGUGGUGGCCGAUGGCAUGACAGUGAACAACGAGCGGCUUGUGCAGCAAGGGGUGGAUGAGCUGUCGGAGCUGUGCCGGCGCAACCGGCGUGCUGCGCAGCUAGCGCAACGUGCCCUCCUGCCACCUGAACUUCACUACGUUGUGCGCUAG
Molecule: messenger RNA, 3072 nt
Organism: Chlorella variabilis
Lineage: Eukaryota; Viridiplantae; Chlorophyta; Trebouxiophyceae; Chlorellales; Chlorellaceae
Exons: 13
Coding region: 1-3072 (1023 amino acids)
Biological process (GO): protein import into nucleus
Cellular component (GO): cytoplasm; nuclear membrane
Molecular function (GO): small GTPase binding
Source: RefSeq, a predicted model, not a curated record